This is a messenger RNA of Tripterygium wilfordii, 1884 nucleotides long. RefSeq names its product U-box domain-containing protein 4-like. The record is from RefSeq and is a predicted model, not a curated record. Lineage: Eukaryota; Viridiplantae; Streptophyta; Magnoliopsida; Celastrales; Celastraceae. Gene Ontology annotation, cellular component: nucleus; cytoplasm. Gene Ontology annotation, molecular function: protein binding. The coding region runs from base 123 to 1508 and encodes 461 amino acids. The transcript has 2 exons.
UUAAAAAGCUAUCUACUCCACUCCUCUGUUUCUCUAAAAAUGCCACUCUCUUAAAUUCUCGGGAAACAGACGGAAAAACACUUUCUUUACUGAUAAAAAUUGCUUCCUUUGAUUUCUGAAAGAUGGUUUCUCUCGAAGAAUCGCUUUCUCAUUCACAUCUGGGUUCCAAUCGCUUCCCUUUGACCCGAAACUAUUAUGGACCUGCAAGCUCUACUACCAAAAUUCAUCGGAAUAUUGGCCGGUCCAUGCGUACGAUUCGCUCUUGUCUAUACCAGGACGACCACAGCUGCUCCUUCACAAGCUCUGUCCGGGAGAAAUCGGCAUGGGUGUCGGAGAACCUGACCGAUUCGGUUAUCGACAUGAGACUUGGGGAGCUCGCCACUCGGAACAACGAGCCAGUGAAGUCGGCGGAGGAGGAAGAGGAAUUUUUGGACAUUUCUCAAGCCUUCAGUGACUUUUCAGCUUGUAGCAGUGAUAUUUCGGGUGAGUUGAGGCGACUCGCGAGCGUGCCCUCGCCGGAAAGCGUUGUAAGCGGGUCAAGUAAUGAUGUUGAGUCGGAUUUGGAGCCGUGCACAGGGUUUCUGCAGAGAGAGAAUUUCUCGACUGAAAUAAUUGAGAGCAUUUCGCCGGAAGAUCUCCAACCGACGGUGAAGAUCUGCGUGGACGGACUCCAGUCACCUUCUGUGGCUAUAAAGCGCUCCGCUGCGGCCAAGCUGAGACUUUUAGCGAAGAACCGGUCUGAUAACCGCGCUUUGAUAGGUGAAUCCGGUGCGAUUCCUGCUCUGAUUCCGCUCCUCCGGUGCAGCGAUCCGUGGACGCAAGAGCACGCAGUCACCGCUCUAUUGAACCUCUCGCUCCACGAAGUGAACAAGAAGCUAAUCACCGACGCCGGAGCCGUAAAGUCUUUGGUUUAUGUACUCAAAACCGGAACAGAAACCUCGAAGCAGAACGCAGCUUGUGCCCUGCUUAGUCUCGCUCUGGUGGAAGAGAACAAGAGUUCAAUCGGUAUCUGCGGAGCAAUACCUCCAUUAGUGUCCCUUCUUCUGAACGGAUCAAGCAGAGGGAAGAAAGACGCCCUGACUACGCUCUACAAAUUGUGCUCGAUCAAGCCUAAUAAGGAGAGAGCAGUGAUUGCAGGGGCCGUGAAGCCUCUGGUUGGUCUUGUAGCAGAGCAAGGGACAGGAAUGUCGGAGAAGGCCAUGGUGGUGCUGAGCAGUCUGGCAGCGAUUGAGGAGGGUAAAGAGGCAAUUGUAGAGGAAGGAGGGAUUCCGGCGCUUGUUGAGGCCAUCGAAGACGGUUCUGUGAAGGGGAAGGAGUUUGCUCUGUUAACUCUGUUGCAAUUAUGUGCUGAUAAUGUUAGAAAUCGAGGGUUGCUGGUAAGGGAAGGUGGGAUCCCUCCUCUUGUUGCUCUGUCGCAGACUGGAAGUGCCAAAGCCGAGCAUAAGGCGGAAAAGCUUCUUGGGUAUCUGAGAGAGCCAAGGCAAGAGGGAUGCUCAUCCAGCCCGUAGAGAUAUAGUAAACGGUAACUAUAUACAUUGUUAGUAAUUUUGUUGUUGAUGUAUAUAGGGAGUGCCUUGUUGAUUUUGUAUAGUGUGGUGUUUAGUAAUUUGGGGAGAAAUUUAGUGUAGUAUUUGAAUAGAUUAGGAGAGGCUGUUGAUCAGAAGACUGACUUGAUAGAUGUAUGAUUCUUCUGUUAGGUUUUUUGGGGUUCUCUCUGUGUGGUGGAAUUGCUAGUUGUUUGGCUGUGGGAUUCUUCUGGGUUUGAUGAAAUUUGGGUUAUAUUCCUUAUGUUUUGUUUAGGUGACACAAAUUAUGUCCAAAAAUAUUGACUUGAUUGUAUGUUUAAAGUUAAUGAAGAUGGAGAUUGAUGCCUACUACUCAAAA